Messenger RNA from Eruca vesicaria subsp. sativa (arugula), 1374 nucleotides. The record is from the annotation of a GenBank genome assembly. Lineage: Eukaryota; Viridiplantae; Streptophyta; Magnoliopsida; Brassicales; Brassicaceae.
AACCAGUGUUAUACUUUGAUUUUUACACUUUGACUUUGAGUAUUCUUAAUCACAAAGACCACUAUCUUCACCAACUCUCCAUUCCUUUUCCUUCCUCUUCGUAGAGAAAGAGACAGAACCAGAAGCAGAGAGGCCAUGUCGAUAUCUGUACACUCCUCCGCCAUCACCACCAAUCUAACAACUACAGUAUCAUACCUGUCCAAAACCUCCACUCGCUCUUUCCCGCGCCGUCGGAUUGGCUCUGUGAAUUGUUCGAUGGAAAUGACGACGGAGACUGAUCGGCUGGUGAAGCUGAAGAACGGAAAUGACUCAAUAGAGAUAUGUAGAGUUAUCAACGGUAUGUGGCAGACGAGCGGAGGAUGGGGCAAGAUUGACCAAAACGCGGCCGUUGAGGCAAUGAUCCGUUACGCUGAUGCUGACCUCUCCACCUUCGACUUGGCCGAUAUCUAUGGUCCUGCUGAAGAUAUUUAUGGCAUUUUUAUCAAUAAGGUUCGUCGAGAACGUCCACCAGAAUAUUUGGAAAAAGUUAAAGGUUUGACAAAAUGGGUCCCUCGUCCAGGGAAGAUGACAAGGAGCUAUGUUCGUGAGAGCAUCGACGUAUCUCGGAAGAGAAUGGAUGUGGCUUCUCUUGAUAUGCUUCAGUUUCACUGGUGGGACUAUGCGAAUGACGGUUAUCUUGAUGCACUGAAACACCUCACUGACCUUAAAGAUGAAGGUAAAAUCAAGACUGUUGCUUUGACAAACUUUGAUACAGAGAGACUUGAGAAAAUCUUAGAGAACGGAAUCCCUGUUGUUAGCAAUCAGGUGAUGUUCGAAUUGCAUCUACCUUUCUUUUUUUCUUCUUGCAAGUUCCUUUGUUCAUGUGGAUAUUCAUUACAGGUGCAACACUCCAUUGUAGACAUGCGUCCUCAACAGAGAAUGGCUCAGCUUUGCGAGCUUACAGGCGUCAAACUUAUAACAUAUGGGACGGUAAUGGGUGGUCUACUGUCAGAGAAGUUCCUAAAUGCCAAUCUAGCAAUCCCUUUUGCUGGCCCUAGUUUGAAUACUCCUUCUCUCCAAAAGUAUAAAAGGAUGGUUGAUGCAUGGGGAGGGUGGAAUCUAUUCCAAGGUUUGCUUCGAACGAUGAAGAGCAUUGCCACAAAACAUGGUGUCUCUAUUCCGACAGUGGCCGUCAGAUACGUACUAGAUCAGCCAGGAGUUGGUGGAUCAAUGAUUGGGGUGAGACUGGGAUUGGCGGAACAUAUACAAGACGCUGACGCUAUAUUCUCGUUGGUAUUGGAUGAUGAAGAUGUUAAUAGCAUACAAGAAGUUACCAAGAAAGGUAAAAAUCUUCUCCAAGUGAUUGGUGACUGCGGAGAUGAAUAUCGAGGCUAA